AUGGAAAACUGCGAAUUACCAAGCGAUCUGCUGAUUAACAUUUUGACCAGAUUGUCCGUAAGAUCUCUUAUGCGGUUGAAAUGUGUUUGUAAAUUUUUCUAUAAUUUAAUUAAAAACGAUCACCAAUUCAUUCAAAAACACUUUGAAUUUAGUCGAACUAAAACUGGUGGUGCUGUCAUAGAGUUUAAUUCUGCCGAUAGUAAAAGUCUGCUAUGUUACUUGGUCUACAAAGAUUUAGAGUGUAAUGAGACUAGAUGCAUAUACCUAGACGUGCCAAAUUCAAGAUUUUUCAGAUACAUCAAGUGUUGUGAUGGUAUGCUAUGCCUGAUUGUUUGCAAGGAUGAUAUAAAUGGAAUUGAGGGUGAUUCGACUGUUGAUGUUUUCAUAUUGAAUCCAUCCACUAUGGAAAUUAUGGCCUUACCUUCAAUUAAGGUGCCAAACAAACUACCCAACAAAUCACCUGUAGGUAUGCGGUUUGGAUUUGGGUUGUCUAAUAAUAUGGUCGGGAAGGUUAUCAUGCUUUUGAGUUUUGAAGAUGUAAAGUCGAAUUGUGAUGAUUAUGAAAUUGUAAUGGUUUGUAGCCAAGUAGAUGAUUCAUGGAAUUGGAGGCAAGUAGAUGUUCCACAAGCUCUUAAAUAUUUACUUCCGUCUGCAUAUUUUGGUGAUUUUUAUUUCAAAGGAAAAUACUAUUGGUACGGUUUGCCUGGAUUGAUUUGGUUUGACAUGGAUGAUGAGGUUUUUGGUAUGAUUAAUACUCCAUUUGAAUUGAAAAUUAAUUUCUUUACGUUUACGAAUGAAACCAUUGUGUGUGUUAGUCAACCCAUUCUUCCCCCCGAUGAACAGGGUAAGGUUUAUUUUGACAUUUGGUUAAUGGAGGAAAAUAAUAAUAUUUUUAAUUGGCAUAAACAAACAAGGAUACUCUUCCAUAGCAUGGGUGAACAGUGGAUGCCAGUAGGAAUUUGGAAUCCAAGUGGCCAUUUACUAAUGCUUGUGAGCUAUUUGAAUCCGGACUUCUUCAUGAGAGAUGAGAUUGAAGAUAUUGAAGACAGUGAUGUUCCUUUUUUCAAGAACGGGCCGGAUCUAAUUUCUAUAGAUUUGGUAACUCAAGAAAAGAAGAUUAUUUAUACAAGUCAAGAAAAAAAGAGUGCCAUUAAUAUUGUUUUGAAUUCAAGUGGGGAUGUUCAAGUUUGCAAGAAUGUUAUUAAAGCUCCAGAGUGGAAUGAGAGUAAUAUUUUUUGGCAUGCGGGAGCAUAUUCUCAAGUUUUUUAUGAGAGUUUGAAAUUUCUUUAA
Ipomoea nil (Japanese morning glory) is the source of this 1290-nucleotide messenger RNA. RefSeq lists its product as uncharacterized. Gene Ontology annotation, molecular function: protein binding. The transcript has a single exon. The record is from RefSeq and is a predicted model, not a curated record. The coding region runs from base 1 to 1290 and encodes 429 amino acids. NCBI's taxonomy places the organism in Eukaryota, Viridiplantae, Streptophyta, Magnoliopsida, Solanales, Convolvulaceae.